Cordyceps fumosorosea ARSEF 2679 is the source of this 1668-nucleotide messenger RNA. Its product is annotated as General substrate transporter. Gene Ontology annotation, cellular component: membrane. The record is from RefSeq and is a predicted model, not a curated record. Gene Ontology annotation, molecular function: carbohydrate:proton symporter activity. Gene Ontology annotation, biological process: transmembrane transport; carbohydrate transport. The transcript has 3 exons. NCBI's taxonomy places the organism in Eukaryota, Fungi, Ascomycota, Sordariomycetes, Hypocreales, Cordycipitaceae. The coding region runs from base 1 to 1668 and encodes 555 amino acids.
AUGGGAAACAACGAGGUGCAAAAGAUGGUCGCCAAUUCCAGCUCGCGUGAAGCCGGCCCAGAUACUAAAAUAGUCCCCGUCCAGGAAAAGGUCGUCCACGGCAAUGAGGCCUUUCAGGAAGCGCUCCUCAAAGAGCCGCCGCGCACGUGGGCGCCGGGCAUGGUCCUGGUCUACCUCUUCUCCGUCGUCGGCUUCCUCUGCUCCACCAUGAAUGGUUAUGACGCGUCGCUCAUCAACAACCUGCUGCAGAAUCACGACUUCCAGGCGACGUACCGCGUCGGCCACGAUGGCCUCGGCGCGGGCAUCGUUGCCGCCAUGUAUCAGAUUGGUGGCGUCGCGGUGCUGCCCCUCGUCGGGCCCGUCAUCGACCGCUUUGGCCGGCGCGCCGGCAUGGCCGUCGGAGCGGCCCUUGUCAUCGUUGGUACCAUCUUGCAGGGCACCGCGGCACAUAGCGGUGGUGGAGGGCAGUUCAUGGGCGGACGCUUCCUGCUCGGCUUCGGCGUCGGGCUAGCAGCGUCCGCCGGCCCCGUCUACGUCGUCGAGAUCAACCACCCGGCGUACCGGGGCGUCGUCGGCGCCAUCUACAACUGCCUCUGGCUUGCCGGCGCGAUCCUCGCCGCUGGCGCCGCCCGCGGCGGCCUCAGCGUCUCGGCGGCCUUUUCCUGGCGCCUCGCCACCUGGUUGCAAUGCCUCUUCAGCGGGCUCGUCCUGCUCCUGUGCCCGUGGCUGCCCGAGUCGCCGCGCUGGCUGUGGGUCCACGGGCGGCCCGAGCGCGCCCGCGCCUUCCUUGUCCGCCAUCACGGCGCCGGCGACGCGGACUCGGUCUGGCCGGCCCUGCAGAUGCGCGAGUACGAGGCCGCGCUGGACCUCGACGGCGCCGACAAGCGGUGGUAUGACUACUCGGCGCUCUUCCGCAACCGCGCCGCCGCGUACCGGCUGGUGUGCAGCGUCUCCGUCGCCGCGCUCGCGCAGUGGCUCGGCAACGCCGUCCUCAGCUACUUCCUCGGCUCCGUCCUGUACAACGCCGGCUACGCGGACCCCGUGCAGCAGAGCAACAUUACGCUCGCCAACAACGUCAUCCAGUUCGCGUGCGCGUGCGCCGGCGCCGUGCUCGUCGACCGCGUCGGGCGCCGCCCGCUGCUGCUCUUCUCGUUUGCCGGCUGCACCGUCGUCUGGCUCGGCAUGACUGUCGCCUCGUCGCGGUUCGCCGCGUCGUAUGCCGGCACCGCGGGGCCCGACGGCGCGCCCGUGUACACCGACGGCGAUGCGUCCCGCGCGGCGCUCGCCAUGAUUUUCCUCUUCGGCGCCGUCUUCUCCGUCGGCGUCACGCCCCUCCAGGGCCUCUACAUCGUCGAGGUGCUGUCGUUUGAGCAGCGCGCCAAGGGCAUGGCAUUUGGCAACCUCGCGGUCAACGCGGCCGGCCUCCUCAACCAGUUUGCCUGGCCGGUGAGCAUGGCCAGGAUCGGCUGGCGCACGUACAUCAUCUUUACCAUCUGGGACGCCGUCAUGACCGUUUACGUGUAUUUCGUCCUCCCCGAGACUAAGGGAAGAACGCUCGAAGAAUUGGAUGAAAUCUUUGCCGCUGAAAAUCCGGUAAAGGCAUCCCUCGCAAAGAAGAAGCUAGCAGUGAACCAGCAAGGCGACGUUGUAAAUGUUGCCGAAGUGUGA